Messenger RNA from Oryzias latipes (Japanese medaka), 3320 nucleotides. NCBI's taxonomy places the organism in Eukaryota, Metazoa, Chordata, Actinopteri, Beloniformes, Adrianichthyidae. The record is from RefSeq and is a predicted model, not a curated record.
UUUUUUUUAAUCAGUUGGAACAAAUGCCUCAACCAACAUGGUAGUGUUAUCACUUAUUCUUACACAUUGAGUCAUUCACAGUAGCCAAUGGAUCUCAAAUAAAAUGCAUUUCCCUUUUUAAAGAAAUCGGUUUGUUCAAUUUUGUGCAGACUGAAUAUUUUACAUUUGACACUGAAGCAAACUCAAGAGGAGGCUACAGAAAAAAAUGAAAGACCUGCCUAAAAUGUAAAUGUGCUAAUCAUUAAAACAAAUAGACUAAAUUAAACUAGAAAUAUUUGUUAACAUAACAAGAAUUUAGAGUAAACCUCCCUUUCUCUCCUGAAACUUCACCCGGCCUUCAAUAUCAGGAUUCAAAUCCUUUUUAGGUCGUUUGAUUGUGAGUGAUUUGCAAAGGUGCGUUUUUGUGUGUGUCAGUGUGUGCUUCUUUACCCUAAAAAUAGAUUUUAGGUAAAAACAGUCAAUAUUGCCCACCCCCCCCCAGAAAAAAUACCCCUCCCCCAUACCAAAGCUGAUUGCAUCACUACGCAUCACACCACCAACGACGUAACUGAUACAUCAAAUCAGAACAUAUGAUGUCAUAUGACUUCAAAUGAAAACAUUUGAUGUCAAAUGAUGUCAUAUGAUGUAACAUCAUCUGUCAUGAUGUAUUGUUAAAAGCUUGUUUAUAGGACCAAAAACUGCACAUUCUCAUCCACAUUCACACAAGGUUCGUCUAUUGCGAAGAGCCAAGUACCAAGUUUAAAAACUUCCUUCAGUUACAAAGAAUUUUUGCUGUCAAACUGUCAUUAGAAAUUUCAAUAAAUCGUACCAUGGAACCAUCAAGACGCCGUCCUGUCCGAAAAAACCAAAAGAAUUUACAACUCAGCUAUUUGGAUUCUGUUGUGGAGAACGAGUCCACUUUUCAUUUUGCGUUUCAUUCUACCCAUCCUAAAGAACGAGACACUUUCAUGGACUGGGAUGACAUUGAGGAAGACUAUGAUUACCCUCUCCCCUCUGAUGAUGAUGAGGAAUUUCCUGAGACUCCAGAAACUCCUCACUAUGAUUAUUCUCUCCUUUCUAAAAAUGAGGAUGAAGAAUUUCCUGAGAUGCCAGAAACUCCUGAACCAAAAAGACGGCAGGAUUGGGAAAACCCCAAGCCUAAAACCUGCCCGCAAAACCAAACCUUAGGGCUAAAACCCUUAAGUUUUGCUCCAAUCGUCUCCUUUCGCCCAGCUGCAUUCUUUCCUGUGAAGCCGGUGUCUGUCCUUAAAUCCACUCAGCCUGAGGAAAUCAAACCUUUGGGAAAGAGAAAACAAAGUGCAACUGCUUUGGAUGUGUCAACUUCAACCUCUGAGUCGACCUCAGUGGAGAAAGCAGAAGCACUUCAAGUAGAGAACACUGCUCUAAAAAGUGAAGGAGAGCGUCUGAAGGAGCUUCUCCAGCAGAAAGACCAGAAGCUGGCUGAUGCUGCUCUCAAAGCUGAUCACUUUGAAGAACAGAUGAGCCACAAGACAGAACUUUUAGCAAAAGCUGAAACCUCUUUGAGCCACCUGACAGAAGAAAGGAAACAAUUGGAGGAAGAAAAGUCCUCUGUCUUACAAGAAAUCACUCAGCCAAUGAUAGCGCCGAAGGACGAGGUGACGGAGUCUAAAAGAGUCUCCAAGAAAAAGUAUGUCCAAGUACUCCGUCAGAUGCACGACCAAAAAAUGCAGCAUGAGCAGGAACAUUUGGACCUCACCAGCAAAUUUGAAAUGGAGAAAGAGCGUCUUCUAAAUGACCAUCAGCUGGCAUUAUCAGAGGGACAAAAUCAGCUGGCUAAAGAAAGAGAAGAAAACACCUCCCUCAAGCAAGAAAUGGCUGAAUUAAGAAAAGCUCAUGAGGAGGAUAAGGCUGCAACUGAAAAGAACUUUUUGGAAUUGCUCUCCAAUAAUGAGAAGGGCAUGGAACAGUUAAAAGAAACCAUCACAGAAAAAGAGACCAUCAUGAGCAAAUUUGAAAAGGUCUCCAGGACAAGGAUCGUAAAACUCCUAGGUCAGAUUGACGACCUGAAAAUGGAGCAACGGAAGAAAGAUUAUUUGCUGCGGGAAGCUGCUCGGAAAGCUGAUCACCUUGAAGAACAGAUGAGCCGAGAAAGACAGCAAUGGCAGGAAGAAAAGUCCUCUGUCUUACAAGAAAUCGCUCAGCUAAAGAAAGCUCAGGAGGACAAGGACACCAAGGUGACUGAGUCUAAAAGAGUCUCCAAGAAAAAGAUCGUCAAACUACUCCGUCAGAUGGACGACCUAAAAGUGCAGCAUGAGCAGGAACAUUUGGACCUCACCAGCACAUUGGAAAUGGAGAAAGAGUGUAUUCUAAAUUACCAUCAGCUGACAUUAACAGAAGCACAAAAUGAGCUGGCUAAAGAAAUUGAAGAAAACAACUCCCUCAAGCAAAAAAUGGCUGAAUUAAGAAAAGUUCAUGAGGAGAAUAAGGCUGCAACCAAAAAGAACUUUUUGCUACAAAAUCAGAUUGAGGGCCUAAAAAGGAAGCAACAGCAGGAAUAUUUGGAGCUUACCACAAAUUUUGAAAAGGAGAAAGGGGAUCUUCAGUAUCACUAUGCUAUGAUGUUAGAGACAGAACAAGAUCAGAUGGAUGAAGAAAGAGAAGCAUGGAACAGGGAAAAAGACUCCAUGCUGGAAAAAAUAGCUGAAUUAGAAGGAAAUUGUGAGAAGCAUAAGGCAGCAUGUUACCAAACUGAAACGAAAAUUUCGGAAUUGCUCUCCAAUAACAAGAAGGCCAUAGGAAAAUUAAAAGAAACCAUCAAAGAGAAAGAUGUGGUCAUAAGCAAUUCUAAGGUCAUCUUGAAGGAAAAGCUGGAGCAAAAACACCAACAGCUUGAGAUGGUAAAAAAGGCCCAUCACAAGAAGAAUUUGGACCUCGGCUUGAAAUUACACCAGAUGGAAGAAGAGCUUAAACAAGAGAGGGUCAAAACAAAUCAAGCCAAACUCAGCUUUGACCUGGAGGUAGAGGAGUCCACCAAAUUAAGAGCUGCUUUGGUCCAGAAAGAACAGCAAGGCCAGCAGCAGCUGGAACAAGAAAGACAACAGCUGGAAGAAGAAAAGUCCACCCUUUCACAACAAAUCGCUCACCUAAAGAAAGUAGUCAAGAAGAAAAAGACCAUCAUCAGAAAAACUCAAGAGGAUUUCCAGGUCCAAAUUCAUCAACUACAGCAGCAGGUGGAUGAGCUGACAGAGAAGACCACAAAGAAAAGUGUUGGUCGGAGGUUCCUGAACCUGUUUAGAAGGUCUAGAAAGAAAGACUAAGUGGACCCCCGACCACAGGUCUGGAGAGAGAGCCUUCUACCU